GUCCUGUAGUAUCCUGCUACCAAUGUUUUGACGCAGCUGAAUUAAGAGCGAGUGAAGAGAGGGGGAGAGAAAGACGGAGGUUGAGUUGAAGACUGGGACAGACUUACACAGGGAUUCAUUGGAAUAAUCGUUGCCCGGUCUUCUGUUGCUCGGUACCGACUAACGGAGGAUUUCAGCCCGGUUGAACCACGCAGCUCACCGCGCGUCGCCCCGUACACAUCCGCAGUUUUUUAAGGGAACAGAUAGGACGAGUGGCGCUGCUUCGGAUUCCUGUGUGAUCCAAAGAAGAUGGGGUUGAAGUGAGCACUGGCAGCGCAGCAGGACAAAGCUCUGUGAAUAUUCGCCAUCCUGCAGGGGAUCUUAUCAACAAAUUCCUGAAACUGCAUUGAGAAACCCGCAGCUGGUCUAAAACCCAUCGAACCAGAUUCCACCUAACUUCAACCUAUGCAGGAGGACAUGGAGAAUUGACUGGAGACCAGAAGGCAGCUCCUCCGUCCGUGUCCACCAGCAGCGAUGGCGGGGCUCAAACGUCAUCACGAUGGGAAGAUCGCCGGGCUUUACGACCUGGACAAGACGCUGGGCCGGGGACACUUUGCUGUGGUCAAACUGGCCCGACACGUAUUCACUGGGGAAAAGGUAGCAGUGAAGGUGAUAGAUAAGACUAAGCUGGACCCGGUGGCGCGGGGCCACCUUUUCCAGGAGGUGCGCUGCAUGAAGAUGGUGCAGCACCCCAACGUGGUACGCCUCUACGAGGUCAUCGACACGGCCACCAAGCUCUACCUCAUCCUAGAGCUGGGAGACGGGGGAGACAUGUACGACUGCAUCAUGAAGCACGACGGAGGCCUCCCUGAAGAGGUGGCCAAGUGUUACUUUGCCCAAAUUGUCCACGCCAUCUCCUACUGUCACCGGCUGCACGUGGUGCACAGGGACCUGAAGCCAGAGAACGUGGUGUUCUUCGAGAAGCAGGGGGUCGUCAAGCUCACCGACUUCGGCUUCAGCAACCGGUUUCAGCCCGGGAAAACACUGAACACCUCCUGUGGCUCAUUGGCCUACUCUGCUCCUGAAAUACUGCUGGGGGACGAGUAUGACGCUCCUGCUGUGGAUAUCUGGAGUCUGGGGGUGAUCCUCUUCAUGCUGGUCUGCGGCCAGCCCCCCUUCCAGGAGACCAACGACAGCGAGACGCUCACUAUGAUCAUGGACUGCAAAUACACCGUGCCUCCACACAUCUCCCAUGCAUGCCGAGAGUGAGUAACGCGCACGCGCACACACCCGCACGGAUGGACGGAGUACUCUGCAGUAAACCUUGGUUUCUCUGUGUGUUUAACCCUUCACAGGCAGUCCUGGCCCACCAGAUUGGAUGUUAACCAGGAUGUCAGUGAUGGCUUGGGGGGUCCAACUAUCUCCCACCCCGGGGGGCCACAGUCACCUGCCCGCAGUGCUGAGAGCCUCCACAAAGGCCCCAGGCCCAAAACAGCUCUGCUGGACCUCAGCCAGCGGCAGGACCACCACACCACAGCAUCCAAGCAGCAGCAGCAGUCUGCACGACAGAACCAGGAGAGGGGACUCAGACCCCUGGUAAAGCCCCACGCCAACGCCCUCAGGCUGGGCUCUCUGACCUCAGUGGGACCUUGCAAAACUCGUAGUCCCAGUCUUUUUAGCGUGGAGGAGGAUGAGGAAGAAGAGGGGGAGGAAGACACAGGUUUAUCCGCUUCAGCACUACCUGCUCAGGUGGUGCUUCGUUGCAAAGCCUCUUCCGCUUCGUCCACGUCUUCUGCUGGUAAUCGGCUGACGUCCCGUAUGAGCGCUCCAGUUCUUAAUCAGAUUCACGAGGCGGAUAAAGAGGAUGAGGAAGAGGAGGAGAGGAGGGAGCUGCAUGGAUUCGGCCCACCCAAACCCAGCCUCAGCCUCAAUCUAAACUCUCGAAUACCAUCCCCGCUAACACUCGUACCAUCUCCGAGCGCUGAUGUAACCGCACCGGUUGCCGCUUUCACCCCCAGCUCAGAGACUAGUGACGAUGAGACAGAAAGUCACCAUAAACCAGACACGGCGACGGUAGGUGAACAAGGGGAUGAGAGAGAAGGGAGGAAAGAGGAUGGAGAGAAAAGGGGGUCAGGGCAGGGCAGUCCCUCCAGCUGUGCCAGUCCUGGAUCAGGUUCGUGCCAAGGCAAGGGCGCCGCCAAAGCUGCCAGCGGCCUGGUGGAAAGCUUAAAGCUGAUGAGCCUGUGCCUGAGCUCUCAGUUCCACAACCUGACGGGGGGAGGGGGAGAAAGAGGGGGAGGAGGAGGAGGGGGGGGAGGAGGAGGAGGAGGAGGCGGCGGCGGCGGCGGCGGCAGCAGCGGUGCCGUUGUCGCGGGGGAGACCCAGGACCAUCCCAUGUGGAGGAUGUGCAUGGGCGGCUCCACCGGUAGCCUGGAUAAGGUCUCGCUACUGGGUGGCCCCUCACCCAGGGGGAACCUGUACCACCACCACCCCUCGCUGGGAGACGCGCUGGCAGACCCGCUGCUGGAGGGCCCCUGCACGGCCACGCUGAGGCUGGGAGAGCUGGACCUGGCCAGGGAGAACCACAGGAACAUGAAGAACCGCGUUCUGCAGAUGCCUCUGAGCGACAAGACUCUGUCCGUCAACAUCCACCGGAGCCCCAAGGAGGGUCUGCUCUGUACUCCCACCCCACACAGCUGCUGCCAGGUCAUCUAGAGCCCCUCCACACUGCUCAGUCCUCAUCUAUAUUUCCCUUAUCAGGUUGCUUUUGUUUUAAAGUCAUGUCACCACUGGCUCACGUUAUGUUUUGCAAUUUAUUCCAUUUCCAAUUAUUCAGCACUCAACGGUGGAUGACUGGGAGAAAGUCCAAAUGCCUAUUUUGCACAUUUACAGACGCAAAAAGUCUCCACGGAGGAGCCUGGGUGCCAUGCCAAGUAUACGUAUGUGAAGCACUUUCCGCAGAUUAAACAGGACACUGACGGAACAUUUUAACCCGCCGGUGUGUUUGAAUAAGAGACAUUGAGUAUGGAAAUGGACACAGGAGGUGCUCACAUCCCUGCUCUUACACACUUAUCUACACUAUAUGUACACAUUUUGUGCACAUCCACUAUAUCACUCUGAUAAGCCGAUAAAAGGGAAAGCGAGUUGAGUUUCAGUAUCAUGUUACAUAUCCUCUUUUGUUGUACUUGAUGCUGUUUUUUAAAUACCAUUAUUUUUAAAGAUUUAAAUUUAUACUGUAUUUUCUUUUUUUAAUCUGACUGAAAGGGUUAAGGCCUGUGUUUUCAUUCCAGUAAGGAAGAAAGAAAAUGGACAACAGCACAUAAGUAUGAAGGUGGCACACAGUAUUUUGUAGUCUAUCACUGUUUUAUUUUUCUAUCUCGAACAUGUUUCCACAGACUCUGAAAGAAAAGGCCCACUCACUUGUCAAGUCUCUGCGCAGUUACACAGCAGAGUUUGUACAUAUGUGAAUAACCUAACAGUACUCCGUACCUGUAACCUUGUAUUGCAGUAGAACCCUGAAUACUAGAUCCUGAUACACCAUUAUUCGCCACUCCUACUGGAUAUUCAAGGUUUUUGGUUGAACCCAGAGCUAGAAAUGUGUUUGAUGGCACAAUAAAAACAGUCCAAUGAAAUUAUUGUACAAGUAAAGGCAGCUCUCUAAAUUCAAAACCAAAACCAUGUACAUCCUGCAGCUUUCCAGGAUCACGGUAGCCACUGUUGUAGCGUAUUCCAAGACAAAAACAACAAAGGGGUUUCAACUGUAUCAAGUAUCAAGUAUUGGUCUGUGUAACUGGAUGUGUGACCCACCCCUAGUGGAAUAUAUAACUUGACAGUGCAUGUGUUUUGCUGUAGCAACAUUAUUCUUACUCACUGAGGUCAAUCCACCUGCUGUAUCUACGUAACAUUCAAAUGGUCACUUUACUGUAGCCUCACAACAAUACCAGCGACUGCAAAAUGUACAACAAAAAUGGAUGUGCCAUAAAUCUGUCUUGAGCAUAUUGUACUGUAUGUAUAUGAUAGAGAUCUAUUAAAAGGAAAUGACGUGAAAGGA
Molecule: messenger RNA, 4030 nt
Organism: Etheostoma cragini (Arkansas darter)
Lineage: Eukaryota; Metazoa; Chordata; Actinopteri; Perciformes; Percidae
Product: SNF-related serine/threonine-protein kinase-like
Exons: 6
Biological process (GO): microtubule cytoskeleton organization; intracellular signal transduction; protein phosphorylation
Cellular component (GO): cytoplasm
Molecular function (GO): ATP binding; protein serine/threonine kinase activity; tau-protein kinase activity
Source: RefSeq, a predicted model, not a curated record